Messenger RNA from Macaca mulatta (Rhesus monkey), 1494 nucleotides. RefSeq names its product CD81 molecule (gene CD81). The record is from RefSeq and is a predicted model, not a curated record. NCBI's taxonomy places the organism in Eukaryota, Metazoa, Chordata, Mammalia, Primates, Cercopithecidae. Gene Ontology annotation, cellular component: plasma membrane.
CAGCAGCGGAGAUAGCGGCGACCCCACCGCGCAUCCGGCCAGGCCUCCGGCGCCCCGCGCCCCCCGCGCCCCUGCGCCCCCGCGCCCCCGCGCCCGGUUCUUCGCACCGAGGCCCCUAGGCCCGCCAGGCCCCGCGCCGGCCCGCCCGCCUCCCAGGACCGGCCCGCGCCCCGCAGGCCGCCCGCCGCCCGCGUCGCCAUGGGAGUGGAGGGGUGUACCAAGUGCAUCAAGUACCUGCUCUUCGUCUUCAAUUUCGUCUUCUGGCUGGCUGGAGGCGUGAUCCUGGGUGUAGCCUUGUGGCUCCGCCAUGACCCGCAGACCACCAACCUCCUGUAUCUGGAGCUGGGAGACAAGCCUGCGCCCAACACCUUCUACGUAGGCAUCUACAUCCUCAUCGCUGUGGGCGCUGUGAUGAUGUUCGUCGGCUUCCUGGGCUGCUACGGGGCCAUCCAGGAAUCCCAGUGCUUGCUGGGGACGGUCCCUUCCCACAGCCUGCCCUCUUUCCUCCCUCUGGCCACUGCCUGGCUCCAGUUCUUCACCUGUCUGGUCAUCCUGUUUGCCUGUGAGGUGGCGGCUGGCAUCUGGGGCUUUGUCAACAAGGACCAGAUCGCCAAGGAUGUGAAGCAGUUCUAUGACCAGGCCCUACAGCAGGCCGUGGUGGAUGACGACGCCAACAACGCCAAGGCCGUGGUCAAGACCUUCCACGAGACGCUCGACUGCUGUGGCUCCAGCACGCUGGCCGCUCUGACCACCUCAGUGCUCAAGAACAAUCUGUGUCCCUCGGGCAGCAACAUCAUCAGCAACCUCCUCAAGAAGGACUGCCACCAGAAGAUCGAUGAGCUCUUCUCCGGGAAGCUGUACCUCAUCGGCAUUGCUGCCAUCGUGGUCGCCGUGAUCAUGAUCUUCGAGAUGAUCCUGAGCAUGGUGCUGUGCUGUGGCAUCCGGAACAGCUCCGUGUACUGAGGCCCCGCAGCUCUGGCCGCAGGGACCUCUGCAGUGCCCCCGAAGUGACCCGGACACUUCUGAGGGGGCCAUCACCGCCUGUGUAUAUAACGUUUCCGGUAUUACUCUGCUAUACGUAGCCUUUUUACUUUUGAGGUUUUGUUUUUGUUCUGAACUUUCCUGUUACCUUUUCAGGGCUGACGUCACAUGUAGGUGGCGUGUGUGAGUGGAGACGGGCCUGGGCCUUGGGGACUGGAGGGCAGGGGUCCUUCUGCCCCUGGGGUCCCAGGGAGUUCUGCCUGCUCAGCCAGGCCUCUCCUGGGAGCCACUCGCCCAGAGACUCAGCUUGGCCAACCUGGGGGGCUGUGUCCACCCAGCCCGCCCGUCCUGUGGGCUGCACAGCUCACCUUGUUCCCUCCUGCCCCGGUUCGAGAGCCGAGUCUAUGGGCACUCUCUGCCUUCAUGCACCUGUCCUUUCUAACAGUCACCUCCAACUGUAAUCACAACAUCCUGAAUCCGUCAUUUAAUAAAGAAGGAACGUCAGGCAUGCUA